AUGUCUAUUGAAUACGUGCUUUUAGUUAAACAACAAUAGGUUUGCCUAUUUAAGAUUCCACCGGUUAGCAGUAGCAAGGGUUAUUAUUUGGAUGAUUGGAAAGAGAUGUUUUGGGAAGGGGGAAUCAAAUUAACAGAAAAAGGUGGGUAAUUGACUUUAUAUUUUAUCGACAAAAACACCUCAGCUGUUCAGACCUUCGUAAAUUUUCCAGAUAAUCCAUACUAAGCAAUUGAGAAAACAGUGGACAGUUAAAGAGGAUACGCAAUAAGAUUAGUAACUCCAACAGGAGGUCAUCAAUGGGUUGGGUGUGUGUUUAGAGAUAGAAAUGAUGCGUUUGAUUUCAACGAAAAGAUAUUGAAAUUCAUAUCAGAUCGAGAAAUGGAAAGAAACCCAGAGAAAUUUAAAAAUGAAUUCCAACCUUCAUAAGACUUUAGUUUGAAGUAAGGAUAGAAAAUCUAAAUAUCUUUGGGAGAAGGAAAUCAAUAAAAGAAGUAAACAUAGUAAAAAGGGUAAACUAAUUUGUCUGAAUUUAAAUUUGCACCUCCACCUGAUGCAGGCGAUUUUGGUUAAUUUUCAUAGCCAGUUCAACAACAACCAACUCAAUCAGUGUAGAAUAGUUGGGGUAAUUUUGAUUUCAACUCUUGGAAUCAACCCAGCGUACCAUAGCAGAACACAUUCUAACAGGCUCCUCCAUAAUAAUAAUAAUCAUUUGGAUUCGGAUAACAAUAUCAAUCAUAGCCUCAAUAAUAAUUUAAUCCCUAGUCUUAGGCAUUUACAAACUAAUCAUAACCAUAAUAAUAAAAUUAGGCAAAGACAAAGGAAUUGAAUUUAUUAGAUUUAUGAAUGCACAUAAUUAAAUAUAUUGUCAUUAU
Paramecium tetraurelia is the source of this 872-nucleotide messenger RNA. RefSeq lists its product as uncharacterized. Gene Ontology annotation, cellular component: clathrin vesicle coat; membrane. The record is from RefSeq and is a predicted model, not a curated record. The transcript is spliced from 3 exons. Lineage: Eukaryota; Ciliophora; Oligohymenophorea; Peniculida; Parameciidae. Gene Ontology annotation, biological process: endocytosis.